UCAGGGCGCGGUGGGGUGCCUGCUGUUGCCGGCGGAGUGCGACAGGCAGCCGCCAGCGGGCAUGGAGCUGGGCGCGGUGCUGGAGGCCGUGGAAGGGCGCGGUGGCGGCGAGGCGGUGGAGCGCGUUCUGGCGCGGUACAACGAGGAGAAUCGGACCAUUUUCAGGUUUGAUCCAGCAGAUGAAGACAAAAGAAAGAAACUGUGUGAAGGAAUUCUAAACAUCCUUGAAAAAGACACAAAAACUUCAUGUCAAGUUGCCUGCCUGGAGGCCCUCCGGAUUCUCUCUAGAGACAAGAAAGUUUUAGUGCCUGUAACCACAAAGAGGAACAUGCAGAUCCUUAUGAGGCUAGCAAAGCUGGACACUGCAGAAGAUCCUUUGGAGAGAGUGUCUGAGUUUCCUGUUAUAGUAGAAGCUUUGAAAUGCCUCUGUAACAUAGUUUUUAAUAGUGCUGUUGCACAGAAGCUCAGUUUGGAACUGAAUCUUGCAGCUAUGCUCUGCAAUCUUCUGGAAAAAUGCAAGGACCAACAAUUUGUCGAUGACAUUAAAUGCUUUGAUUUACGUCUCCUCUUCCUCUUGUCACUUCUGCACACAGACAUUAGAUCACAGUUGCGUGAGGAACUACAAGGGGUGCAAGUUUUGACUCGGGCUUUGGAAAGUUCCCUCAGUGUAAGAUGGAUGGAAGAAUAUAAAGCAGCAGAAGAUCGUGACAGGCCUCCCCUGUCUUUGCAAGAGACAGAUUGUGCCAUUGAGGCACUAAAGGCUCUUUUUAAUGUAACACUUGACAGUUGGAAUGUCCACAGUGAGACUGAAUCUCAUCAAUUUCGUUACAUGGCUGCCAUCCUUCGGCACUGCUUGUUAACCAUGGGCCCUACCGAAGACAAAACUGAAGAGUUGCACAGCAAUGCAAUCAACCUCUUAAGCAAUGUUCCUGUUUCAUGCCUGGAUGUUCUUAUUAGUCCAUCAUCCCAAGAGGAAACAGAUAUAAAAUACAAUGGUAUGAAUAUGGGAGCAAUUCAGAUUUUACUGGAUUUUAUGGAGAAGAGAAUAGACAAGGGAAGCAGCUAUAGAGAAGGUCUGACUCCAGUUCUCAGUUUAUUGACUGGAUGCUGCCGAACUCACAGGAAUAUCAGGAAGUUUAUUAAAGCCCAGGUACUGCCUCCAUUAAGAGAUGUGUCAAAUCGCCCAGAAGUUGGCACAACAGUGAGAAACAAGCUUGUGCGCCUUAUGACACAUGUUGACCUUGGAGUAAAGCAAAUUGCAGCAGAAUUUCUUUUUGUCCUUUGUAAAGAGAGAGUUGACAGCUUGCUAAAAUACACAGGCUAUGGCAAUGCAGCAGGAUUGCUGGCAGCGAGGGGCCUGUUGGCAGGAGGAAGAGGAGAACAUUGGUACUCUGAUGAUGAAGAUACAGAUACAGAAGAAUACAAAUCUGCUAAGCCAAACAUUAACCUUAUCACUGGUCACUUAGAAGAGCCAGUGCCGAAUCCAAUGGAUGAAAUGACAGAAGAACAAAAAGAAUAUGAAGCUAUGAAGCUUGUCAACAUGUUUGAUAAACUGUACAGAGAUGAGCUUAUAAAACCAAUGGGAGUGCGGCCGGAUGGGACAAUGGCUCCUUUGGAAGAAGCAGUCAACCAGUACCAUACCAACAAGCAGGACAGUUCAGAUUCAGACUAAAGCAUCACCUGCUUCACUCUCAGUUGUCUAAUCCACACUUUUCCUUAGGGCCACAGCAUCUUUUAUCUAGACAUUUUAUCCUCACACUAGCCAGCAUUACUUUUUAACUGUUCUGUUAUUGGAGUAUUUAAGCGAUGGGUCUUACGGUGUAAUGUCUGAGUUUUUAUUCUGUCUGUUGAAAGAACAUACCAGUCUAUUAGUUUGUGAUCUUUUAUUAACUUAAAACUAAAUGUAUUUCAAAGGGAUCAAAAGUGAAAGCCUACAAUGUAAAAUAAAACACAAACACUUAAUUUUCCAGAACAUGUUUUCUGAACUCUGUAGGUUUUUCCAUUCUUGAUAUUUCGG
Dryobates pubescens (Downy woodpecker) is the source of this 2017-nucleotide messenger RNA. It is a transcript of the gene RIC8B, whose product is annotated as RIC8 guanine nucleotide exchange factor B. The record is from RefSeq and is a predicted model, not a curated record. Gene Ontology annotation, molecular function: guanyl-nucleotide exchange factor activity; G-protein alpha-subunit binding. Bases 62 to 1672 code for a protein of 536 amino acids. The transcript has 10 exons. Gene Ontology annotation, cellular component: plasma membrane; cytoplasm. Gene Ontology annotation, biological process: G protein-coupled receptor signaling pathway. NCBI's taxonomy places the organism in Eukaryota, Metazoa, Chordata, Aves, Piciformes, Picidae.